This is a messenger RNA of Chondrus crispus (carragheen), 742 nucleotides long. RefSeq lists its product as hypothetical. Lineage: Eukaryota; Rhodophyta; Florideophyceae; Gigartinales; Gigartinaceae. The record is from RefSeq and is a predicted model, not a curated record. Gene Ontology annotation, biological process: regulation of flower development. The transcript has 2 exons. Gene Ontology annotation, molecular function: protein binding. Bases 1 to 543 code for a protein of 180 amino acids.
AUGCAGCGCAUCAAUAGCGAAACAAACCUAGCAGUCCAGCUCCUGCUUGCAGUGAGCGGCGACCGCCCCAUCGUAAAGCGCACACCCAAACGCUUCGCACUACCCGCCGCCUCACCACACAUCUACCGCUCCUCCCCGAGCAGUUGCUCCGAGCCUGGCGAGACCUGCUCCGAUUCUGACGCUACUGAGCCUGCCACCUCCGCUGUCGCCUCACCGGCUAUCAUGAAGGCCACGUCCAGCCCCGUCGCCCUGUCAAAGUCGCAUCAUGGGCGAGGCGCGGACAGCACCCUGUUCAGGUACACGAGAGAGGAGAGAUUGCAGGCGCUGAAGAGGUUUCGAGACAAGAAGAGGAGAAGGCAAUUCCAGAAGAAAGUCAGAUACAUGGUCAGGAAAAGGCUCGCCGAGACACGCCCGAGAUAUAAGGGACGCUUCUCGAAGCCGCCGCCAGGCGAGAAUUAUGACGAUGGCACGCCUGGACCGCAAGCGCCGACAAAGGCAGGACAACAGCAACCAAAGUUGCCACUGCCAACUAAGAGUUCAUGAGGUGUCACUCGAUUUCGAGGCAAAGCCGUUCACGUCCCUCGCCUUCUCAUGUGUCCUUGUUGCUACUGUGUAGCUAUGCAAUCGCCUGCUUGUAGAAAUGUCGUUGGCCUCGUUGGGUUUUCGUCACUCCUUGUUCAACAAGUCUAGUAUUAUUAUGUGAAUAGCAAACAAACAAACUGUUACAAUUUUCUCGUGCGAA